Gossypium raimondii (Peruvian cotton) is the source of this 906-nucleotide messenger RNA. Its product is annotated as protein AGENET DOMAIN (AGD)-CONTAINING P1. NCBI's taxonomy places the organism in Eukaryota, Viridiplantae, Streptophyta, Magnoliopsida, Malvales, Malvaceae. The record is from RefSeq and is a predicted model, not a curated record. The transcript is spliced from 2 exons. Bases 1 to 906 code for a protein of 301 amino acids.
AUGUCACAAAAAGGCAAGGCCACCGACGCCCCCGCCACCGGAGAUCCAAUGGAUCUGCAACCAGGUUCCAAAGUUGAGGUCAACCACGAAGACGAUGUUUGCCCGCGUGCGUGGUACACCGCUAUAAUCAUGGAGCGCGCUACUUCAACAAACGACAAGAGGUACGUGGUCCAAUUCACCGAUCUUUACCAAGACAAAAAUAGCGGGACAAAACUCUCUAAGGAGUACAACGGCGUCGAUAUACUCCCUUUGCCCCCUCCACAACCACCAAGAAAGUUCAAGGUGGGGGACAUAGUGGAGGCUUAUUUCGACGACGGCUGGUACGAAGGCAAGAUUGAUCAAGUGUUGGAUGAUGACAAGUAUAUUUUUCGAAUGUCAUCAAUGUUCUUACUGUUUGGAGUGAAACAAUUGAGGCUUCGUAGAACUUGGUUGUGGGUACCACCAUUGGAUGAAUCUGAGCUAGCUGUGGAGGAAGAAGAUUCAACAGAGACUGACAACGCAGAAGAAAGCAAAGCAGGGACUGGUAACAUAUUGGAGGAGUCCGAUCAGAAAACAAAAGAAAAAGAAGAAGAAGAAGAGUUUAGUGAGGGAGCACGUGUUGAGGUGGGGAAUAAUAGGUACCUCAUUCGGUUUGAGACCUUGAGAACCGAAGAGGGUACUCGUUUCUCAGAGAAAGAGAUGGAUAGCUUGCACAUUAGGCCUCCUCCACCACACAUUCCGGUGCCUGACCAGUUUAAAAUGUUUGAUCACGUUGAAGCUUUGUACAAAGGUGGGGGGUGGAAGGGCGUGAUUGCAGAGGUUAUUCCUGAUGACCCUAAAUAUCUGGUCUUUUUGGCUAACCAUGAGAGAUUGGAAUGUAAACACUCUGAUUUAAGGCCACGCCAAGGCAGGAUUGAUGGAAAAUGA